Messenger RNA from Mya arenaria, 1751 nucleotides. RefSeq names its product cartilage matrix protein-like. The transcript has 5 exons. NCBI's taxonomy places the organism in Eukaryota, Metazoa, Mollusca, Bivalvia, Myida, Myidae. The record is from RefSeq and is a predicted model, not a curated record. The coding region runs from base 86 to 1348 and encodes 420 amino acids.
UAACACUCGACACUGUGAGCAGAGAACUCGAGAGAAGAGAUAAAGAGAAAAUCAACUAUUGAAACGUAGAAGAGAAAAAACAAACAUGCUGCGAAUGCCUUUGACUGGAGCUAUUAUAUGCUUAGUGCUUGUACAGUUUGUGAACUCGGCACCAAGAAACGUGGAUGACGUGGCUAAAAAAGUAUGCCAAAAUAAACCGGCUGAGAUAAUCUUCUUAAUGGAUUCCUCAUCCAGUAUUUGGUACAUUGACUUUGCAAAGCAGAUCAACUUUGUCAGUGACAUGGUUGACCACUUCGAGAUCGGACCUGACAAGACCCGCAUCGGUGUCGGAUCCUUUGCAUACAAAUAUCGGCCAAACUUCGGACUUGACUCUUACGACAACGCUGAGGAUAUCAAAACGGCGAUAAAGGCCAUUCCCCAGUACCUCGGUGGAACGUACACAUAUGAUGCCCUGGACGGGGUGAGGACCCGGGCUCUUGACAAGGACAUCGUACGUGCCGGAGUGGUCAAGAUAGUGAUCGUGUUGACAGAUGGCGAAUCGUACAAUGCACAUAAAACAAAGGUCGCUGCAAUGAAACUUAAGGAGGAUGCCGUGGUGUUUGCUGUAGGUAUUGGCGAGAAGACGGAUGAUCAGGAGCUGCGGGCCAUCGCCAGCGAGCCGAGCGACGAGUACCUCUUCCACGUCGGAAACUACGGGCUGCUCGAUACCAUUAAAGAGGCGCUUGCCGUAACCGCGUGUAAAGUUGAAUUGAAUGACGGUGAAUAUGCCGAGGUAAAUCGAGGACCUGCAUGCGGCGCCGAAAGAUCAGCUGACGUCAUGUUUCUGAUGGAACCAAAGGAACUGGGAGUGACCAACACUUUGGAAAUAACAGAGUUCAUCGCUGAUCUAACAAACGAUUUCAAUACCGAGAACGGCAACAUUCGGGUGGGAAUGCAGACAAGUCAUUGCGGCACUGGAAACGUUGAACUUGGCGAGUACACAGAAGGCGAGGAACUCGCCAAGGCGUUCAAGAACACACCGGUAUCAUCCAUGGGACAUAUGGUUAAGCGACUACGUAUACACUCGUACACGGAAGAGAACGGCGGUAGAGACAGUGCCAGACAUAUGGCAGUCAUUUUCGUAGACGACGCAUUGUUUGACCCUGAAGCAGUUAUCAAAGAGGCAAAGAGGUCGAAACACCAAGAUGUUGAACUCUUCGUCGUCGCAAUUGGUGAUAGUGUGGUGGACAGUGAACUGGAAUCACUUGUCAGCCAUCCGACAGACAGGCACAUCAUCAGGGUAAACUCAUAUGAAGAUCUUAAACUCAGCAAACCAAAGUUUCUUGAACAGUUUUGUGUCGGUUUGUAGAACCUAACCAUAUAUCAUUAGAAUAGGCAACUAAUCAAAACUGUGUAAUGUGCAAUAGAUGAAGGGUAAAGUAACUCCCACGGUUCAGGGACAAGUAGUUCUCGAGUUAUGCCGAGUAUUAAUGUUUCGUGCGUGUAUCAGAGCGUUUAUGACUGCAUAAUUACGUCAUAUGGAGGGAGAGUGACAUUGUGUUCAGUAUUUUAUUGUAAUAAUUGUCGGUGCUUGUUCAUGCAUUCCCGCUGAAUCUUGACCAAAUGGAUGGCUAAGUCAGUAUUGUAUUUGAGAUUUACCAAUUUAAUGAUAUUUGCUAUUUAUUGAUUGCUCCACAUUGCUGUUUAUAUUUUAUACAAUUUUGUUAAUAAAACCAUAAAAAUUACAAAUACGUUCUUCGUUGAAAUUCAAU